AUGCCGGAAAGUAUUGUAAUACAAGAGGGGAUAUUGCGACAGAUUAUUUAUACAAUUUUAGUGUCUUGGUGUUCUUUAACGAUUGGCAUGUGUUUGGAGUGGACGUGGUACGAUGAUGACGUGAAAACUAAACACAAUUUGGGUGUAUCGGAAAGCACGAUAAAAACUCUCAUGUACGUAGGGGUAAUCAUCAGCGCUGGACCGGCGGCGCUCAUCGCAUCGAUGCAGAAAAAACUCAGAGAGGUGCUAAUCAUCGGGAUAUUUUUAACGCUCUGCGGGUCAAUUAUAUUUAUGGCGUUUUCGAUCAGCGCAUUGCUCACACUUAUUACUGGACGAAUCCUGCACGGUAUGGGUGCUGGGAUCGUGUGCGUCGUCGUGCCCAAUUACUCAGCAGAAAUCACUGAGCCGAAGUAUAGAGACGUGCUAAUUGGUUUACAUCAUGUACACUUGUUGAGUGGUAUGAUUUUGUCACACAUUAUCGACGAGUAUUGUAUGUAUUCAUAUGUGAAUAUGGGAAUUGUAGCUAUGGCAAUUUUAAACUUGAUAGCAUUAUGUGCCAUUAACGACCCACCAUAUUUCCAAACGAUAUUUUAUGAAAAGCUGAAAAAGAGUGAAUUAGAAUGUAAACGCAUUAAUGUAUCGAGCAAUAGUUGUCACAACAUUUUAAGAAAACGUGACAUCGACAAAACAAUGCAUGUGUUUUCGAUUUUUACGAAAAAACAAUAUUUUUAUCCUUUGUUAAUUAACAUCUGUUUAAUAAGUAUUCAACAGUUUGGUGGUAACAUUUCAUUGUUAUAUAAAUUACAAUGUGCAUACGGAGGACCACCAUUAAAUAAAAAAAUGUCAAACGUGACUGGUAUCUUACUCGUUUCAUCAAGUUUUUGUUUAUUAAGUCUCAGAAUUUUAAAAAAGAAAUAUAUAUUAAUCAUCUCAGGACUUGGCAUGGCAAUCACCUUAAUUUUGAUGAAUGGCAAAUACUAUAUGCAAAUUAUAGAUACGUUGUGGUUACCUAAUUUAAUCGUUAUCUAUAUUAUUUUUUAUUCGAUUGGAUAUGGUCCAAUGCCAUGGAUUUUGAUGCCUCAAAUAUGUCCAAGAUAUACGAAAUUGUGGACAUCUGGUGUCAUUGUAAGUCUAUACGCUUUUUUGAAUUUAAUCAUUAAUCAACCGUUUAUCGACAUUAUAAGAUAUAUGAUAUAUAUGUUAAGUGGAGUGGAUAUAUUUUUAUUGAUUUUCACUGUUGUAAGUGUUAUUAGUAUAAUAUUUGCGUGUUUGUUCACACCAAAAAUAAAAGACCGUAUUUCGUCAUAA
Messenger RNA from Melanaphis sacchari, 1308 nucleotides. RefSeq names its product facilitated trehalose transporter Tret1-2 homolog. NCBI's taxonomy places the organism in Eukaryota, Metazoa, Arthropoda, Insecta, Hemiptera, Aphididae. Gene Ontology annotation, cellular component: membrane. Gene Ontology annotation, molecular function: transmembrane transporter activity. The transcript has 6 exons. The coding region runs from base 1 to 1308 and encodes 435 amino acids. The record is from RefSeq and is a predicted model, not a curated record. Gene Ontology annotation, biological process: transmembrane transport.